UUGUAUCUUCAGAAUACGGUGGCAUUAUGGGCUGUGUUACUAUCAUCAACAUAUUUUUUACGUUCGGUGAACUUGCAAAGCGAUCUAUCUGCAUGGUCAUCGACAGCAAUGGGCGUUUCGUAUGUUUUUGGUGCAACAACGGGAUUUUUCAUUGUUGAAAGACUACCUAGACGAACACUUAUCUUAAUAUUUGCAACAGUUGGGAAUUUAUUGCUGACAUUGUAUGUGCUAUGCGCUGUAUUGAACCCCUUCUGGGAAUCGACAAAAUACGGUUGUGUGGUUGCAUUCCUGACAUUUGGUUAUGUUUACGGGUAA
Molecule: messenger RNA, 315 nt
Organism: Anisakis simplex (herring worm)
Lineage: Eukaryota; Metazoa; Nematoda; Chromadorea; Rhabditida; Anisakidae
Source: the annotation of a GenBank genome assembly